This is a messenger RNA of Rhinichthys klamathensis goyatoka, 758 nucleotides long. Its product is annotated as dual specificity protein phosphatase 13-like. The coding region runs from base 3 to 557 and encodes 184 amino acids. NCBI's taxonomy places the organism in Eukaryota, Metazoa, Chordata, Actinopteri, Cypriniformes, Leuciscidae. Gene Ontology annotation, cellular component: cytoplasm. The record is from RefSeq and is a predicted model, not a curated record. Gene Ontology annotation, molecular function: MAP kinase phosphatase activity; protein tyrosine/serine/threonine phosphatase activity. Gene Ontology annotation, biological process: protein dephosphorylation; negative regulation of MAPK cascade. The transcript has 3 exons.
AUAUGCCACGCACCGGUGGAGACGGCCGGUACGAGACGCCGGACGCCGCUGACCUCCAGAGACUUCUGUGGGUCAAACCUGGAACCAGCGGCCAUCUUGAUGAGGUCAGACCUGGAAUAUACAUCGGAGACAUGUACGCAGCGAAGGACAAACACAUGCUACAGUCCCUGAACAUCACAUACGUGCUGAACGCCGCUCACGGGAAGUUCAACGUUAACACAGGAGCCAGUUACUACAGAGACACUAAAAUCACAUAUCGUGGCGUGGAGGCGUUUGAUAUGCCCUCAUUUGACUUGAGCCCCUUCUUCUACUCUUCUGCCAAGUUCAUCAAGAGUGCCAUGAGCACCCCUGGAGGUAAGGUGCUUGUGCACUGCGCAAUGGGUCUGAGCCGCUCAUCGUCGCUGGUUUUGGCGUAUCUGAUGAUCCACGAGGACAUGACGCUGGUGGAAGCCAUUAAAGCCGUCGCACAGCACAGGAAUAUCUGCCCAAACUCCGGCUUCAUUGAACAACUGCGAGAACUGGACAAAAAACUGCACUUCCAGAGCACUGCCCUCUAACACUGGACCAACAUGCUCACGUCAUGUUUACUGAUCAGAAAUACACUACAUUAGGUACAGUAACAGAGCUAUUGAUGUGCAUAAAGAUACCCAUCAGUUAUGACAGAAAUGCAUGCUUCAGAAAUUGCCUUACACACAUAUGAUGGAAUUACAUGAUUGAUACAGGAUUUAAUUUCUCAAUUAAAAUGUCUUUUUUUUAAA